AUGGAGAGGCUUCUGAGGAGAUUCCGCAUCAGAAGUCAGCUGGCCCGUGAAUGUGUAGCAGAGUUUCUUGGCUUGUACAUCGCAGUUGUAUUCGGAUCUGGCGCUGCGGCACAAGUCAUCACCUCCGAGGGGACCCAUGGCAGCUACCUGACCAUCCAGCUUGGGUCUGCCCUGGGCGCAAUAUUUGGGAUGCUCGUCGCCCAAGGAGUUUCAGGUGCUCAUCUGAAUCCUGUGUAUUCGAUGAGCCUGUGCGUCUUGGGCCGCCACCCUUGGACAAAGCUCCCAUUGUACUCCCUCUCUCAGCUGAUUGGAGCGUUCCUCGGUGCAGGAACAGUUUAUCUGCAGUACUACGAUGCCAUCCAGGCAUUCACUGGAGGUCAGCUGUUAGUGGCAGGCCCCAAUGCCACUGCAGGUAUCUUCUCCUCAUACCCAGCAGAGCACCUGAGCUUUUGGGGAGGCCUCGUAGAUCAGGUGGUUGCUGCAGCUCUUUUCCUGCUAUGCUGCAUGGCUCUUGAGGAUAAACGAAAUGGACCCCUCCCUGAUGGACUCCAGCCUAUCGUGGUGGGAGUGCUGAUUCUAACCAUGGGAGUCUCCAUGGGGUCCAACUGUGGAUUCCCCCUGAACCCAGCCAGGGAUCUGGGGCCCCGGCUGUUCACGUUCAUCGCUGGCUGGGGGCCAGAAGUGUUCAAGUAAGUA
Messenger RNA from Sphaeramia orbicularis (orbiculate cardinalfish), 696 nucleotides. RefSeq names its product aquaporin-10-like. The transcript is spliced from 5 exons. The coding region runs from base 1 to 693 and encodes 230 amino acids. The record is from RefSeq and is a predicted model, not a curated record. Gene Ontology annotation, molecular function: urea transmembrane transporter activity; glycerol channel activity; water channel activity. Gene Ontology annotation, cellular component: basolateral plasma membrane; plasma membrane. Gene Ontology annotation, biological process: water transport; glycerol transmembrane transport. Lineage: Eukaryota; Metazoa; Chordata; Actinopteri; Kurtiformes; Apogonidae.